Messenger RNA from Chaetomium globosum CBS 148.51, 11664 nucleotides. RefSeq lists its product as uncharacterized. NCBI's taxonomy places the organism in Eukaryota, Fungi, Ascomycota, Sordariomycetes, Sordariales, Chaetomiaceae. Gene Ontology annotation, molecular function: protein binding; transcription coregulator activity. The record is from RefSeq and is a predicted model, not a curated record. Bases 1 to 11664 code for a protein of 3887 amino acids. The transcript has 2 exons. Gene Ontology annotation, cellular component: nucleus; SAGA complex; NuA4 histone acetyltransferase complex. Gene Ontology annotation, biological process: DNA repair; regulation of DNA-templated transcription.
AUGGCGAGCAGUCUUAUCGAGGAUGUAGUGAGGAAGCUGAGUGUCCCGGAGACCGUUCGUUUUGUAGAGCCUCGGCUCAAGGUCGAGGCAGCAUCUGCGCUGCGCGACAGCCUCGACCAUUACACAGCGGGCCCCGGCUACGCGACCUUCCUCAAACGAUUAAUGCCCGCCUUCGUCAACAUCCUUCGCCAGCCCUGCGUCCUCCAGACCUCCGCGCCCGAUCAGGCCAACGCCCAAAAGUUGCGAAACUGCGUGCUCGAGAUCCUGCACCGGUUGCCGACCGCACUAUCCCCCACCGAGCCGUUCGAACCUUACGCCGAGGAGGUCGUGGACCUCUUGAUGCAACUGGUCCGUAAUGACAACGAGGACAAUGCUGUCUUGUGCGUUAAGAUCAUCUCGGACAUUAUGCGGCACCAACACAAGAUAAUGGGCAAUAAGGUCCAGGCAUUCCUGUCCUUGAUUCAGGAACUGUUUGAGCAAGUUGACAAGGUCGUCCGCGAACAGCUCGACAACACUUCUCCAGCCGCGGCACCGGUGCCCCCAUCCACGCCAGGUAGCACGCAGACUACAUUCCUGCCACACCAGCAAUCUCCUAGGGCUGGGUCGCCGGUUGCCGCAGGAGCCCCCGAUUUCAGCGUCGAUCCUGGUCAGCAGUCAAACCGCACCCUGUUACGGGGGAUGCAAUCCUUCAAGGUUUUAGCCGAGUGCCCGAUUAUUGUCGUCUCGAUAUUUCAGGUCCACCGGCCGAGUGUCACGAACAAUGUCAAGGCAUUCGUCCCCUUGAUCAAGCAGGCUCUGCUCUGCCAAGCCAGGGCACAGGACCAAGCGCACAAGGACGCCGCGGCUCGCGGUACCAUCCACACUGGCGUCAGUCCCAAUAUCAAGAAUCGAGCUGCGUUUGGAGAAUUCAUCACGGCUCAGGUCAAAACUAUGAGUUUCCUGGCCUACUUGCUCCGGCAAUACUCGGGCAAUCUCACAGAUUUCCUACCAUCACUACCUGAGAUCACGGUCCGCCUCCUGAAAGACUGCCCUAGAGAAAAGUCAGGAGCCAGGAAGGAGCUGCUGGUAGCGAUUCGGCAUAUCAUCAACUUCAACUUUAGGAAAAUCUUCCUUCCCAAGAUAGAUGCCUUGUUGGAUGAGAGGACGCUCAUCGGGGACGGCCUGACAGUCCACGAAACCAUGCGGCCCCUUGCGUACAGCAUGCUGGCCGACCUCAUCCACCAUGUCCGUGAGAGCCUCACCCCCGACCAGAUCCGGAAGACUGUUGAGGUCUACACACGAAACCUCCAGGACAACUUCCCGGGGACCAGCUUCCAGACCAUGAGUGCCAAGCUCCUUUUGAACAUGGCUGAGUUCAUCGCUCGAAUGCCCAACAAGGUUGAUGCGCGCCACUACCUGAUCAUGAUUCUCAAUGCCAUCGGCGACAAGUUUGCCGCCAUGAACAGACAAUAUCCGAACGCGGUCAAGCUUUCGAAGCAGUAUGCUCAGCAGGCGGCCGAAAACGCACCGGAGACCUACCUAUCCGACAAGGAGUACCCGCCAGAAUGGGACGAGGUCGACAUCUUCAACGCCAUGCCGAUCAAGGCUUCCAACCCCCGGGACCGCGCCGCCGACCCAGUUGUGGACAACAAAUUCCUGUUUCGCAAUCUGAUGAAUGGCCUCAAGAACACCUUCUACCAGUUGAAGAGCUGCAAUCAACCAGGUACGGUGGAUUUGGCUGGCGCCCCCGCCCACUGGACCGAUGUGGCGUACGGCUUCACAGCUGAGGAGGUCAAGGUUAUCGUCAAGCUAUUUCGCGAAGGUGCUUACGUAUUCCGGUACUAUGAGAUUGAGAAGCCGGCGGCCGAGUCGCCAUACAGCUCGCCCGUCGAAUACAUGGCCAAUUUCUACAUGAUUUCGAGCAGCAAGGAGGAGAAGGAACUUCUCGAAAACUUCGCGACAGUCUUUCACUGUAUAGACCCUGCCACAUUCCACGAGGUGUUCCAGCAGGAGAUUCCACGACUUUAUGACAUGAUUCAUGAGCAUACCGCCCUUCUUCAUAUCCCCCAAUUUUUCCUCGCUAGCGAGGCGACCUCACCCAGCUUCUGCGGCAUGUUGCUGCGCUUCUUGAUGGAGCGCAUCGAGGACGUGGGCUCCGCCGACAUCAAAAAGUCAUCCAUCCUCCUCCGGCUCUUUAAGUUGGCCUUCAUGGCUGUCACCCUUUUCGCCUCCCAGAACGAACAGGUGCUUCUGCCACAUGUCGUCGACAUCGUGACCAAAUCGAUUGAGCUGUCGACCAAAGCAGAGGAACCAAUGAACUACUUCCUUCUGCUCCGAUCUUUGUUCAGGAGCAUAGGCGGCGGGAAGUUCGAGCACCUCUACAAACAGAUUCUGCCUCUCUUGGAGAUGUUGCUUGACGUCCUCAACAACCUUCUCUUGGCCGCCCGCAAGCCGGCCGAGCGGGAUCUUUACGUCGAGCUCUGUCUCACCGUUCCGGCCCGGCUAAGUAACCUUCUACCGCAUCUCAGCUUCUUGAUGCGCCCCUUGGUAGUGGCGUUGCGAGCAGGCACGGAACUAGUCGGCCAAGGCCUCCGGACUCUCGAGUUGUGCGUCGACAAUCUCACUGCCGACUACCUGGACCCUAUCAUGGCUCCGGUGAUUGACGAGCUCAUGACAGCUCUUUUUGACCACUUGAAGCCUCACCCAUACAGCCAUUUCCACGCCCACACUACCCUUCGGAUUCUCGGGAAGCUGGGUGGUCGAAAUCGAAAGUUCAUGACAGAUGCCCUACCAGUCACAUUCCAACAAUACGUCGAUGACCGGGCAAGUUUCGAUGUGCGGCUCACCGGCUCGAAGCGGGACAGGGCCUUCCCGGCCCAUCUUGGGAUUGAUCUGGCCAUCCAAAACCUGAUGGAGGUGCCGAGGCCAGCCAAGGGGCCGUCACCCUCGCUGUCGAAACAAUAUGACCCCUAUUAUAAGAGGCAGGCUUUGAACCUCAUCAUCGCUCAGGUCAAGCUGAGGGUCGGCUUUGAUAGCCUGCCCGAUGAUUUCCCCCGCCUCGUCCGCCUCCAAGCCCAGGACCUUGUCACCCGCAACAAGGCUGUGGAUGUCUCCAUCUUUGAAACCUCCGAUCGUGAGCGCUCAACCGCCAAGAAAGACGACGAAGAACACCUCCUCAAGCGCCUGAUCAAGGCUCUCAUGUUUGCCCAGUCAAUCCCUGAUUUCAAGGCCGAGGUGGAUGCGCUACUCCUUAAUCUCGCUCGCCAUUUCACCAUCCUCGAGGUGGGACGAUCCCUAGCCGACAUGAAGAGGGCUUACAGUCCCUUUGAUACAAAGUUGGGAGAAGGCCUUCUUUUCCUAGAUAAUCGAGUGCUCUCGGACGCCAUCUUAGAGUCCAUGGCCUCCGACAGUCCGGACGUCCGCGAUGCCGCUGAGCGUCUGGUGAAAGAGAUGUACAACUCGGCAGUCAUCAUCUUCGGAUCACCCCAUCAUGUCGCCCGCCUGACCCUCUUCAACAGCCUAGCGUCUGCCUUUUGCCAUGGCUGCUAUGAAGAGGAGUGGUUCACCAAAACAGGCGGAACCUUGGGGAUUAAGGCCCUGCUGACCGAUGUCGAGCUUGGCGACGCCUGGAUCGCGACAAAGCAGAUUGAGUUUGUCCGCGCCCUGAUCUAUGUCGUCAAGGACAUGCCCCUAGACCUCCCCGAAAAGACGAGGAGGUCGGCGCAGGUCACACUCGAAAUCCUCUUGACGAGGCUCACCAAGAACAUCACGAAGGCGGACUGCUUACCUGCACCGCCGUCAGCAGCACCACAGCCACCACAGGCACCGCCGAAACACUCUCGCAUCGCCCAAAUCAUUCUGAUUCUCAACGGAGAACUGUCGCAUAUGAACCGGCACGUUCGAGACACCGCGAGGAGAUCCUUGGAGUUGAUUGCCAAAGCAGCCGGAGCCGAGGUAUGGGAGCUCCUCGAGCCUCAUCGCAAGCACCUGCUGCAACCUAUUUACGCAAAGCCCCUUCGGGCUCUACCUUUCGCCAUCCAGAUCGGCUUCAUCGACGCGGUCACCUACUACAUGUCGUUGAAGCGAGACUUUGUUGCCUUCGAUGAAAAUCUCAACCGACUCUUGAUGGAAUCGUUGGCGUUGGCAGAUGCGAGUGACGAGUCAUUGGCAGGGAAGAUGCUCGAAUUUCGGACGCACGACUUCAUUGUGAAUCUCCGCGUCUCUUGCAUCAACAUCCUUCGCAGUGCAAUGGGCUUCGACGAGUUCGGUGGCAGCGUGAACAAUCCGACUAGGGUCAGGGUUGUGUCCGUGUUCUUCAAGUGCCUAUACUCGGACUCCCCGCCGACAAUUGAAGCAGCCAACGACGCGCUGCGGUCCGUCUUGCAGCAGACGAGCAAACUGCCCAAGGAUCUCCUCCAGUCCGGCCUCCGACCCGUCCUCGCGAGUUUACAGGAUGCCAAGCGCUUGACUGUUCAUAGCUUGGACAACCUCGGCCGGCUUCUGCGGCUUCUGACGACCUACUUUAAGGUAGAAAUUGGCGCUCGUCUUCUCGAACACGUGAAGCAGAUUGCGGAGCCAAGCUUCCUCCAGCAAGUUUCAUUCACUUUCUUCGAGCAGCAUAACUCCCUAAAGGUGAUUGCCGCCGUUUUUAACAUCUUCCAUUUGCUCCCGGAAGCCGCCAAGCAGUUCAAGGAACGAGUGAUCGAUAGCGUGCUGGACCUCGAGGAGAAACUGCGCAGGACACACCACAGCCCGUUCCGCGUCCCCUUGUACAAGUACCUUAACAAGUACCCGUCCGACGUUUGGGCUUUCACUCUUGGCAAGCUGGAAGAGUUGAAGUAUGGCCGUUUCCUCUCCCAGGUACUGCGGCACCAAGACAGCCAAGUUCUCCGGGACUAUGGUGCUGCGAAUGUCGAGUUCAUCAUCAAGACUUGCAACAACUCCAUCAACCAGGGCAAGGACACCAAAUUCAUUGCCACCAUCAACACCAUCAACAUGCUGGACGCCCUCUGCCAGUUCCCCAACACCUUGUCAUGGUUAGACAACAAAGACUACAUUGAUUGGCUGAAGCAGGUUGGUAAGGAACUCGAACAGAACCUGAAAGCCAACACUUUACCGCCUAAUCUCCGGCUCCCGGCCGACCAGGCCUCCGAACAGCUCAUGGCCAUCCUGACCAAGGCGCUGGCCCGGAAUGCUAAGGAUCUGGACCCGCUCUUCGGCCUCGUCGAGUCCAUCACAGCGGAUGACUUCCGUGAAACGCCGGCCUUGCUCUCCCACAUCUACAAGCACAUCGUUUGCAGCGACUCCAUUGAGUUCUGGAGGACCACUGUGCUUCGUUGUCUUGAGAUUUAUGCGGGGAGGAGCGCCUCACAGCGAACAAAAUGGUAUCUGCUCCACAACAUCGUCAAUCCCAUCGUCGCCAUGGACGUGAUGCGGCACUGGAAUCGCGGCGAACCGAGCAAAGGCACCCGAUUCCUCGACAAGUCCAUCAUUGACUCGAUCAACACCAAGAUCUGGAAGGUCAACUUGCCUGAUCCGCAGGAAGACCUGUCGCAUCCGCGUAUCGACCACACCCGCAUGGAGGUGCUUCAGCUCUCGGCCAUGAUCGUCAAGUACCACCAUGCUAUUCUCCAAGAUGCUCGUAAGGACUUUAUUAAGUUCGGUUGGACUUACAUUCGACUCGACGACGUUAUCAACAAACAUGCGGCGUAUGUGGUCAUAGGGUACUUUAUCGCACACUAUGAGACACCGGCCAAGAUUGUCACCCAAAUCUACUUCUCCCUCCUCAAAACUAACCAGAACGAGGGCCGGGCCCUUGUUACACAAGCGCUGGAGUUGAUGGCGCCAGUCAUGCCUAAGAGGUGCAACACGGCACUGACCGAGCGUAAUCCCGUUUGGGCAGUGGCGCCGCGCCGUAUCCUCUCCGAGGAAAGCCAGAACGUACAGCAGAUGACGUGCAUAUUCCACUUUCUCGUGCGACAUCCGGACUUGUUCUACCAUACCCGGGACAAGUUUGCCAUCUUGAUCAUCCAGUGCCUUCGCAAAGUGGCAUCGCCGCCCAACCCAUCGAAUGAAAGCCGGAAGCUCGCGCUCAACAUGAUGUGGUUGAUCUGGCAGUGGGAGGAGCGACGCGUGGAGGGGAAGAUGAGCGAGCCUCACCGUGCCGUCACCGAGUCACCCGGCAUAACAAAGCGGAAGCUGGAGGAUCCUCAGGCAUCUUCUCCUUUGGCCGCACGUCAACCAGAGAAGGCAGAAUUCCAGAUCCCUCCGUUGGUACGCCAUAAGAUGGUUAAGUACCUCGUUGAGUUCAUCGCCCAGCUGAACGAGCGGUACCAGCUUCCUUCCGCUAAACCACGCGAUUCGACCGCGCCGGUGCUGCCCUCGCCGGCGACGGAGCUCUGCAAGAGAGCCAUGGCUUUGUUAUACAAUCUGCUUCAGCCGCAGUACUGGGGUGACCUGGACGUGGAUCUGUUCCCCAACGUCACCGACGUGGUCCUGGCCAGCCCCAAGUCUGCCGGCCUCCUGUCAGCCGAUCCUCCGGACGCGGAGAAGCCACGUCCUACGGAGGCGGACAAGGCGCGCGACGAGAAGUUCAUCACCAAUAUCAUCAAUACCUUGCAGGUGGUCCGUAUCAUCCUCAACUUCAAGUCCGACGAAUGGAUUCUGAAGCACACGGCCCACAUACAAAAGAUCUUGGAGAAGUGCCUAAAGUCGGAACAUCCAGAGAUCCAAGACUGCCUGAACAUGGCCGACAAGGACCACGACGGCCGCCGCGACAUCAAGCCGAUCGUCAAACGUAUCCUGGAUGCAGUGCCGGAGGACGUUCCUAUGGAAGAUGCCGAUGCCGAUGGGGAGUCGGAAGCGCAGACCUCUGAAGUUAUCACCUUCCUCUCCGGCAUCGCCACGGAGAGCAUGGCUGCGUCGAAUUAUGUUUCUGGCAUCAACAUCUUGUGGUCGCUCGGAUCCCGCAAACCAUCCACUAUUGACCAGCACAUCCCCGCCAUCAUGAAGUCGCUACAAUCAAAGCUUGCCCGGGACCACGUCUCUCAUUACGCGGCAGUGACUCAAAUCAGCGGCAUCCGUCCGCAACAAGACCCGAAUGCGGCGACCGAGAUGAACCCCUAUGACCUCGAGAUUCAGACGGGUUUAAUCCUCAAGGCGAUCGAGGUCACCGCGAUGCGCAUGGAGAUUCUCGGCGACAAUAGGCGGCCUUUCCUCAGCGUCCUGGCAACCAUCGUCGAGAAGUCACUUCAUGUGGGUCUUUGCGAGAAGAUCUUGGAGAUGGUGGAGGGUUGGGUCUUCCGGUCUGAAGGCACAUGGCCGACGCUUAAGGAGAAAACAGCAGUGCUUCACAAGAUGAUAUCGUUCGAGCAUCGCGCAGAUCAGACCAUGUUGAUGAAAUUCCUCGAGCUUGUCCUCCGCGUCUACGAGGAUCCCAAGAUUGCCAGAACCGAACUCACGGUGCGUAUGGAGCACGCCUUCCUCAUCGGCACUCGCGCUCAAGACGUCGAAAUGCGCAACAAAUUCAUGACCAUCUUUGACAAGUCAUUGUCAAAAACGGCGAGCCUCCGGUUGGACUAUGUCCUUGUCCGGCAGAACUGGGACACGCUGGCGGAUUCAUAUUGGUUGGCACAAGCGUCUCAACUUCUCUUGGGCGGCGUCGACAUGAACCCCGUCAUCCAACUUCAUCAUGAAGAUUUCCGGACCCUACAAGCCUCUCAACUCAUUAGCACUUAUUCCAAGGAUAGCCGCGAGCCGACCAGCAUGAGCGACGACAAAUACGAGGCCUUCAUGGCAAAUCAUCGGCGCUUUGUGGCGGAGCUUGGCGACGUGAGGGUGCGGGACAUCCUUGAUCCCCUGACACAGCUGCAGCAUAUUGAUGCCAACUUUGCGAACGAGCUCUGGGUGACGCUCUUCCCCAUGUUUUGGUCCGCAACAGCCAAGGAUGAGCGGGACGAGCUUGAGCGCGGGUUAGUGGCGCUGCUAAUGAAGGACUACCACGCGCGCCAGAUAGAAAAGCGGCCGAAUGUGGUUCAGUCACUCGUAACCGCGGCCGUGAAGACAUGGCCGCACCUCAAGAUCCCCCCGCAUGUUCUCAAGUUUGAGGCCAAAACAUACGACGUCUGGUACACGGCGCUGUGCCAGUUGGAGAACUCGGCGAUGAAACCACAGAUCGACUCGGCAGCCGUUCGGGAGAGUAACCUAGACGCGCUGCUCGAUCUCUACGCUUCUCUGGGCGAAGAUGAUCUGUUUUACGGAACUUGGCGCCGCCGUUGCCAGUUUGUGGAAACAAACGCCGCGCUCUCCUACGAGCAACAUGGCAUGUGGGAAAAGGCCCAGCGCAUGUACGAGACUGCUCAGAUCAAGGCCAGGACUGGCGUGAUUCCCUUCUCCGAGUCGGAAUACAUGCUCUGGGAAGAUCAUUGGGUGCUCUGCGCGCAGAAGCUCCAGCAAUGGGAGGUCCUACAAGAUUUUGCAAAGCACGAGAACUUUCAGGAUCUGCUCCUAGAGUGCGCAUGGCGGAACCCCGAGUACUGGCAGAACCAAGACAACCGCGACCAGCUAGAUACGCUCAUCAAGGGCGUCAUGGACGCGCCGACACCGAGGAGGUCAUUCUUCCAGGCGUUCAUGUCCCUUUUGAAGCUGCACAACAAGCAGGAGAACAUGCCAGACUUCAACCGCGUGGUCGAUGAAGCAAUUCAGCUGUCAAUUAGGAAAUGGCACCAACUGCCAAAGCGACUCACUUCCGCUCACAUCCCGGUUCUCCAGAACUUCCAGCAGCUUGUCGAGCUCCACGACGCUAGCGUCAUCUCUCAGAGCCUGAACAGCACCAACGCGAAUAAUCUUGAUAUCAAGUCCGGCGAGCUCAAGUUACUUCUUGGCUCUUGGAGGGACAGACUUCCGAAUACAUGGGACGACAUUGUUGCAUGGCAAGAUCUGGUAACGUGGAGGCAGCACAUCUUCGGCCUCAUCAACGGAACGUACCUGCAACUUGUGCCUGCACAGUCGCAAAACCCCGGGGGCGUCUCUUUUGCGUACCGAGGAUACCACGAGACGGCGUGGAUCAUCAACCGGUUUGCUCACGUCGCCAGGAAGCAUGCGCUGCCGGAUGUCUGCAUCAGCCAGCUGAGCCGCAUCUACACGCUCCCGAACAUUGAGAUCCAAGAAGCGUUCCUCAAGCUGAGGGAACAGGCCAAGUGCCAUUACCAGAACCCCGAGGAACUGACGAGUGGGCUGGACGUGAUUAACAACACGAACCUGAAUUACUUCAGCGCGCCGCAAAAGGCCGAGUUCUACACAUUGAAGGGCAUGUUCUUGGAAAAGCUCAACCAAAAGGAGGAGGCCGACGGCGCGUACGGCACUGCUCUCUACUUUGACAUAACGGCGGCAAAGGCGUGGGCAGAAUGGGGUUACUUCAACGACAGGAGGUUCAAGGAGAAUCCGACCGACCUGUCGGCGGCCAAGCAAGCAGUCACCAGCUACCUCCAAGCCGCGUCGAGCUACAAGAACCACAAGUCGAGGAAGCUGAUUGCGCGGGUCUUGUGGCUGCUGAGCCUCGACGACGCAAGCGGCACGAUCUCGCAAGGGUUCGACGACUUCAAGGGCGAGGUUCUCGUCUGGUGGUGGAUCACGUACAUCCCGCAGCUCCUGAUCGGCCUCGGGCACAAGGAAGCGCCGCGGUUGCAGGCCAUCCUGCUCAAGAUCGCAAAGACCUACCCCCAAGCGUUGUACUUCCAGCUUAGGACCAACCGCGAGGACAUGCUCGUGAUGAAGAAGAACCAGGACGCCAAAGAAAAGGCAAGGCGCGGGCAGGCCGCGGGCAACAAGCCCGCCGGCUCUCCCCAGCUGACUAAGAAAGAUGCGGCGGCCGGCGGCAGCGAUUCCCGACCCGCGACAGCUAACGGAGACGCGGCCGGACAAGCCAAGACCGAGCCCAAGGCCGAAGGGGACGUUGCGAGCACUCCUACGGGGCCGCCUUCGGCAACGACCGGGCCGGCACAGGGUGAGCAAACGGGCGGCUCGCAAAAGAAGCCUUGGGAGCUCACGGAGGAGAUUAUGAGCGUCCUCAAGACCGCCUUCCCCUUGCUCGCGUUGUCGAUGGAGACCAUGGUGGACCAGAUCCAGAAGCAUUUCAAGUGCCCGCCUGAUGAGGACGCCUACAGGUUGAUCGUCGCGCUUCUCAACGACGGCCUUGCGUAUGUCAGUCGUAUGCCGACUUCGUACGCCCGCGAUGUGAAGCUUCCGCCUGCCACGGAGAACAACAUCACGCGUUUUGCUGAGACGAUCCUGCCAAGUCACAUUCGCGGCACGUUCGAGGCGGACUUUGUUAAAGUCAAACCGACCAUGUACGAGUACAUCCACAACCUCCGCAAGUGGCGCGACAAGUUCGAGGAGAAGCUCGACCGGCGGGUGACACCGGUACCGCUUGAAAGCUUUGCCCAUUAUUCGCCGCACCUCAGCGAAUUCCGGUACCAGAAGUUUGACGACGUCGAGGUUCCGGGCCAAUACCUGCAGCACAAGGACAAGAACCAGGACUUUGUCCGCAUUGACAGAUUCCUGCCCAACGUCGAUCUGGUGCGGACGAUCGGCGCGUCCCACCGGCGCCUCAAGAUCCGCGGCCACGACGGCAGCGUGCAUCCGUUUGCGGUACAGCAUCCCGCAGCACGGCACUGCCGUAGGGAAGAACGGAUUCUGCAGCUAUUCCGGCAGCUCAACCAGACGCUCAGCAGUAAGAAGGAGAGUCGUCGGCGGGAUCUGCAGUUCACGCUGCCGCUGAUGGUGCCGUUGGCGCCGCACAUCAGAAUCGUACAAGAGGACACGACGUACAUUACGCUGCAGGGCAUAUACGAGGAUCACUGCCGUCGGAACGGCAUUCCCAAGGACGAGCCGGUGCUGUACACGAUGGAGAAGCUGCGGGGUCUGGUGGACUCUAAGGGACCCGUAAGUUGCGCGCUUGGCCCUACCCACGGACGCGGACUAACCAAUCAUGACUGGCAGAAACCGGCAGAGCACGCAGUCACGGCGCGGCUGGAGGUGAUGCGGGCGAUCCAGGAGAAGUACGUGGACAAUUCGGUGGCGCUCGAGUACUUCCAGGGCGCGUUCCCCGAAUUCUCCGAGUUCUGGCUCUUCCGUCGGCGCUUCUCGUACCAGCUGGCGGCGGUGACGUUCAUGACGUACAUCCUGCACAUCGACAAGCGGUACCCGCACAAGAUCAACAUCGCGCGCGGGUCGGGCAACAUCUGGGCGUCGGAGCUCAUCUCGUUCAUGGCGGCCAACCGGCCGUACUUCCACAACCAGGAGCCGGUCCCGUUCCGGCUCACGCCCAACCUGCAGAUGCUGAUGGGCCCGCUCGCGACCGAGGGCAUCUUUGCGUCGUCGGUCAUGGCCAUCGCGCGCUGCCUGACGGAGCCCGAGUUCCAGCUCGAGCACGCGCUGACGCUGUUUGUGCGCGACGAGAUGAUGUUCUGGUUCACCAGUUCCCACCGCUCCCAGCCGCUCACCGAGAACCAGCUGCGCGAGACCGUCCAGGCCAACAGCGAUAUGAUCGUCAAGAAGGCCGUCUCGCUCGCGCAGGCUCCCGCAGGCAACCUGCCCGCCCACCAGACCGUUAUUGACCUGAUAGCGAAGGCCGUGAAUCCCAUGAACUUGGCCAUGUGUGACGCGCUGUGGAUGCCAUAUCUGUAA